CGUGAUUUGCAUUGACAUUCGGAGCUCUCUCACACCUUCAGUUCUAUUCGACACUGCAGCAUCUCUCUUUCACAUCCAGUCAACCGGUGUAUAUCCUUGUUGGCUCAUUGCCUGCAUCCCUCCCCCAUCUUGUGACUGUCGACUCGUCAUCUACCCAGCUCCUUCCACCACCGCAACAAUGGGCAUCACAGAUUUCUUCUCCGACCUGAUGAGCUCCCUGGUGCAGGAGGUUCACGCCGAAGCUCCUGCCGACGAGGAAGAACCCACCGAAGAAGGCGAAGAGGAAUCAAAGGACGAAGAAGGCGGUGAUGAUGCCGAAGGAGAAGAGGAGGAGGAGGAAGAAGAAGAAGAAGAGGAGGAAGAGGAACCCGUGGACCCCAAGCCACUACUAGAAGAGGAGUGCGCACGAUCAAGCGCAUGCGCCGGCUACAAGCACCAUUUCGACGAGUGUGUUGAGCGUGUCACUUCUGCCAGUGAAGAAGGCAGCGGUGCAAAGGAAGACUGUGUCGAAGAAUUCUUCCAUCUCCAGCACUGCGCCUCGCAAUGCGCGGCCGGAAAGCUGUUCAAGCAGCUCAAGUAAACGAGUCGACGCCCGCUAGCUCCAUCGAUUUCAAUGACACUUCAAGCUCUUGGUCUGGAAAUGGAACUUUACCUCCAUGUUGAAAAGGACAUCCGAGUCCAAUACCAUCAAGAUUCUCCAGACACAAAUCCAAUCAACUCACAAGAUGUCGAACAACAUCAGCAAGGUCGGCUUCUAGCUUCAGGUCAGACAAGCCACCAGAAGCUAAUCUGUGUCCACAUCCUCCCGCUUGUACAGCUACACAUCUUUGAUAAUGCGAAAGAAGAUAAAAUAAAAGAUCUGUCCAUCACAACCUACCCCUAUGAGGUGAUUUUGACUUGUUUCGACCUUUGUCAGCAAGUCAUCUAUGAGAGCCGUUGCGAGAUUGCACAUGGAUUUUGUGUAUCUCAUCGUUGCUUCAUCCCAAGCCCAUGAUCGUGACUGGCCAAUGUGUCCUUUGAAACCUACUGGAAGAGCCUGAUGGGCAGUCAAGUUGAAAGGUGAGAUAGGAUCCGACCAUGUAUGACCUAGGUACUUAGGAACAUUACACGGUCUCGCGAGCAAACAGAAGCGUCAUUGGAAUCUUGCAUAUUCUACCCAGCCUCGUCAGGGGAUGAUUAACG
Messenger RNA from Exophiala mesophila, 1182 nucleotides. RefSeq lists its product as uncharacterized. The record is from RefSeq and is a predicted model, not a curated record. Lineage: Eukaryota; Fungi; Ascomycota; Eurotiomycetes; Chaetothyriales; Herpotrichiellaceae. Gene Ontology annotation, biological process: mitochondrial electron transport, ubiquinol to cytochrome c. Bases 179 to 580 code for a protein of 133 amino acids. The transcript is spliced from 3 exons.